Molecule: messenger RNA, 2205 nt
Organism: Chironomus riparius
Lineage: Eukaryota; Metazoa; Arthropoda; Insecta; Diptera; Chironomidae
Source: the annotation of a GenBank genome assembly
CCUGAACGCCCCCUAGGGAUAUAAAAGUGCACUGUAUUAACCUACAAAUCAUAGUUCAGUUUAAUUUAUUAAACAUUCAACAACUAACCAUCAAAAAAAUGAUGAAUCAACCGAUUGAAAUGAAAGAGUUUUCUGCUGAAUCCGAGUUCGACUGGAACCUGACCAUCUUAGCUAAAAGUGAUUGGGAUAAAAACUUCAUCGUGAUGUCUGACGAGGUCGAUUUCAAAGAAGCUGAAGCAAAAUGGUCAUUGCAACUGUCAUCAUGCAGCUGGGGCACUAGCAGCAUCUUCGUUGUCUCGAGAUUCUUCUUGAAGAAAGUCAACUUUGAUAAAAAUGCCAAAUUCAAGUUUGAGAUUCUGUUAAAAGACGGAACAAUCCUAACAUCGCCAUUAUUCACCAUCAUGAAUCCAACAUUUGAGUAUCAAAUGCAGCAAUAUAUUCCAGUCCAAGAAGGAGAUAAGCUUGAAAUUACAUCAAAAGUCACUUUCUUCACACUGAAAUUCUACAAGGACUUGCCACCAUUUGCUUUAAAAGGUUUAAAUGAUGCUUUGGAGGCUAUGAAUAAAGCUGAUAAGGAGGCUGAAGAUGUUAAACGUGCUUUUAAGGCUUUAAAUGAUGCUUUGGGAUCAAUGACAUUCAACUAUGAGACUCAAAAAACUUUGGAGUUUGUUAAUCAUUUACAAAGUGAACUUGAAGAAGCAAAAAAGAUGCAGGAACCACUCAUCGAUGCUAAUGAAGCUGAAGUAGAUUCUCUGACUGAAUCUGGUCCUCAAAAUGAUUCAUCAGAAUCUCAGAUUGAAGCUGAAAGCUCAGAUGGAGAACUGGAUGAUACAGUAGAAGGUGAACUGGAUGAGGAACUAGAUGAAGAACAAGAAAAUUCUUCGGACGGAGAAUUGGACGAUACUAUUGAAGGAGAACUGCUUGAUACUUCAGAUGGAGAAUUGGAUGAAGCUACAGAUGAAGAAUUAGUUGAAGCACCAGAAGAAAAACAAAAUCAAAAACAGGAUGUGGCUACAGAUGGAAAAAUAAUUGAAGCACUAGAAGAAGAACAAGAUGAAGAAUUUGAUGCUGAACUUUCCGAAAUUGAUGCCAUUAACAAUGUUGAUGAAACAGCAAAAGCUUUCAAUGCUGUUCUGCAAGCUAUCAUUUGGGCAGAGGAUGAAGCUCGAAUUGUCAGUGCAUUUAGUGAACUCAUGAAAACUUCCAUAAAUCCAAAGCUAGCUGAAAGACUUACUGAAGAAGCACAUAAAGCUAUUAAUAAUGCACAAAAGGCUGAAAAGAAAAUUAAUGAUGCAACAAUUGAUGUUAAUGAGCCACAAGAAGAUACUGAUGAUGCUGAUUUUGACCAUUGCUCAGAUGCUGAGAUUGCUGGUGAUGUCCAAGAUGUAAAAAAAGUAAAAGAAGUUGUAUUUGAAGAAGAUUUCGAUCACUGCUUGGAUGUUGAAACUCCACAUGAGCUUCAAAUUACUCAAAAACCUCAAGUUGAUACUCAAGAUGAACAAACUGCUAAAGGUCAUCAAAAAGAUGCCAUUAAGACUAAACACAGUGCCAAAAUUGAUGACAUGUCUGAUGACGAUUUCGACAAUUGCUCAGAAAAUGGAGCAACUCCUAAGAUUUAUCGUUCAGAAGCAACCAUUAAGGUACAUUGCCAUGAAGGAAAUUGUACAAAGCCACCAACAGAAGAUGAAGAAGAUAGCGAAAGCAGCUUCAGCAUUGAAUUACCAGUUUUUGGUAAAGUUACUUUACCAACAUCAGAUCCUUGCGACCAAGAUUUAUUGAACGAAAUUUCUAAUAUUUAUCUUGAAAACAUGAAAAUGAUAGCUGAUGCAUCAGCAGCUCUUCUUAUUUUCGCUGCAAAGAAUGAAAAUAAAAAGUUGCUUGAAGACUGUACAGCAGCAUUGGCAGCACAGAUGAAUUUGAAAAAUUUCUUUGAAAUCUGGCAAGUUGGAUAUAAAUUGAAGAUUAAUGAGUUGAAGGACAUGGUUAUUAAGUUUGCAACUAAUAACAGCUUCAAGGCAUGGUAUCAUCAGAGCAUUUCACCACAUAUGAUGCACGACUAUGUCAAUUCGUUUCCAAAAUCACAGUGAUUGGUUGUUUAUGGUGGUAAAUUGAGAUUUAGGAAGUCAUUUAAUACUUAAUCAAUCUUCAGUACUUUAAUAGUUUAUAAUUUCAAAGCUAAAAUUUCAAAGAUAUUUCGGACUGAGA